AUGGACCUUCUAAAUGAUCCAGCAAAUGAUCGACAUGUAAAAACUCUAAAGCCUCCUCCUCAUAGACCUUUGACGAAGAACCUCAUGUUUCCAGAGAAAUUGAAAAGUAUUUAAAAAAUUAAUAAAACAAGACAAACCAGAUUGGAAAUUACUUAGAGAUCAUCUUCAAAAGGAAGGUAGAGUGUCUAAAGAAGACCUUUAUAAAUUAGUUGGAGAUUGCAAUAAAUUAUUAAGUAUAAGUAUUAGCAAUAGUCUAGAGAAUGAAGGGAAUGUAAUAUAUUUACAAGAUCCACUUACAGUUGUUGGAGACAUACAUGGGUAAGAUUAAAAAUUAUAUUAGACAAUACUAUGAUUUAUUAAAACUACUAGAACCUAAGGUUGGAGGGAAUCCUGAGACAACUAAGUAUUUUAAUGCAUAAUUUUUAGAUAUUUGUUUCUUGGAGACUUUGUUGAUAGAGGAUCUUAUUCUAUAGAAGUAAUAAUCUUGCUUUAUGCAAUAAAACUGAAUUAUCCAAACACUAUAUAUUUUUUGAGGGGAAAUCAUGAAUGCAGAUAACUCACAGCAUUUUUUAACUUUAAGGAUGAAUGUAAUUACAAUCAUUUAAAAAGGUCUUUAUAAGUAUGAUUAAGAGACUUAUGAUAUGUUGAUGGAUUCAUUCGAUUUAUUUCCUUUAGCUUGCAUAAUCAACUCAAAGUUCAUAGCUAUUCACGGAGGAAUAUCACCUGAUUUAAAAUCUGUAUUUGCUGCGCUUCAUUUUAGUUAGAAGAUAUAAAGAGGCUGGAUCGUUAUCAUGAGCCUCCUAGAAGUGGAUUACUUUGUGAUUUGUUAUGGAGUGAUCCAGUAGAUUAAGAUUAAGGAAAUAUGGAUGGUUAAUGGAAAGGAAAUGAAGUCAGAGGAUGUAGUUGGUUCUUUGGAAGCGAGGCUGCAUCUAAAUUCUUACAGAAAAACAAUCUGAUAUCUAUCAUUCGUGCACAUGAAGUAAAUUGCAAUGAAAAUUUCAUAAGGCUUAAUUGGAUGGAUAUAAAAUGCAUCGAUGGCAUGGUGGAAAAGAUUUUCCUGUUGUCAUUACUAUAUUCAGUGCUCCUAAUUAUUGUGAUGUUUAUAAUAACAAAGGGGCUGUAAUUAAAUUUGAAGUAACUCCUCUUUNUUGUAUUUUUAAAUAAUUCUCAUUCAUUUUAGGUAUGGUAACUUAUUACAUAAAUUUUAUUUUUGUUUUAUAUAUCUCUUCACAAUUAUUCAAAUUGACUAGUUUUGAAAACUCUAUUUUGAAGGUAUAUUUUUUAAUUUAAACAAUAAAUUCUAAUAAAAUGGACCUUCUAAAUGAUCCAGCAAAUGAUCGACAUGUAAAAACUCUAAAGCCUCCUCCUCAUAGACCUUUGACGAAGAACCUCAUGUUUCCAGAGAAAUUGAAAAGUAUUUAAAAAAUUAAUAAAACAAGACAAACCAGAUUGGAAAUUACUUAGAGAUCAUCUUCAAAAGGAAGGUAGAGUGUCUAAAGAAGACCUUUAUAAAUUAGUUGGAGAUUGCAAUAAAUUAUUAAGUAUAAGUAUUAGCAAUAGUCUAGAGAAUGAAGGGAAUGUAAUAUAUUUACAAGAUCCACUUACAGUUGUUGGAGACAUACAUGGGUAAGAUUAAAAAUUAUAUUAGACAAUACUAUGAUUUAUUAAAACUACUAGAACCUAAGGUUGGAGGGAAUCCUGAGACAACUAAGUAUUUUAAUGCAUAAUUUUUAGAUAUUUGUUUCUUGGAGACUUUGUUGAUAGAGGAUCUUAUUCUAUAGAAGUAAUAAUCUUGCUUUAUGCAAUAAAACUGAAUUAUCCAAACACUAUAUAUUUUUUGAGGGGAAAUCAUGAAUGCAGAUAACUCACAGCAUUUUUUAACUUUAAGGAUGAAUGUAAUUACAAUCAUUUAAAAAGGUCUUUAUAAGUAUGAUUAAGAGACUUAUGAUAUGUUGAUGGAUUCAUUCGAUUUAUUUCCUUUAGCUUGCAUAAUCAACUCAAAGUUCAUAGCUAUUCACGGAGGAAUAUCACCUGAUUUAAAAUCUGUAUUUGCUGCGCUUCAUUUUAGUUAGAAGAUAUAAAGAGGCUGGAUCGUUAUCAUGAGCCUCCUAGAAGUGGAUUACUUUGUGAUUUGUUAUGGAGUGAUCCAGUAGAUUAAGAUUAAGGAAAUAUGGAUGGUUAAUGGAAAGGAAAUGAAGUCAGAGGAUGUAGUUGGUUCUUUGGAAGCGAGGCUGCAUCUAAAUUCUUACAGAAAAACAAUCUGAUAUCUAUCAUUCGUGCACAUGAAGUAAAUUGCAAUGAAAAUUUCAUAAGGCUUAAUUGGAUGGAUAUAAAAUGCAUCGAUGGCAUGGUGGAAAAGAUUUUCCUGUUGUCAUUACUAUAUUCAGUGCUCCUAAUUAUUGUGAUGUUUAUAAUAACAAAGGGGCUGUAAUUAAAUUUGAAGUAACUCCUCUUUUUUUAUUAUAAUAAGAAUAACACUCUGAAUAUCUAACAAUUUUAAUAUACACCUCAUCCUUAUUUAUUGCCAAAUUUUAUGGAUAUUUUCACAUGGUCAAUACCAUUUGUAGCUGAAAAAGUAACUGAAAUGCUUUACAAUUUACUAUAAGUUGGUGAUCAAGUUGAUGAUGAGGAAGUUAAUGAAGAAGAUAUCAAAUAAUUUAAAGAAUUGACUUAAUAAAAUAAAUAAUUUGAUAAGUAAAGCACUGCUGGGUCCAAUACAGCAAAAAGUAUAAUAAUAAAAUUAAUAUAAAAAGAUACAGAAAAAUUGAAAAAGAAGAUUAUAUUUGUAGCAAAUAUGAUAAAGAUGUAAAAGACAUUGAGAGAACAAAGUGAAAGCAUUAUCUAACUUAAAGGAGCAUGUCCUGAUAAAAGAUUGCCCAGAGGUAUUUUGACUGCUGGUAAAUCAGCAAUAAUGGAUGGUAAUUUAUAUAAUAUUUAUAUUUAGCUCUAACUGACUUUAAUUUAGCAAGAAAUGCAGAUAUUGUCAAUGAAAAAAUGCCAACAGUAAUUUAGACACCAUAAUAAUCGAUUUCGAUUAACAAAUCAACUAAUUCUACAACAUCUAAUACAAAGAAAAAGUGAGU
Messenger RNA from Paramecium pentaurelia, 3083 nucleotides. Lineage: Eukaryota; Ciliophora; Oligohymenophorea; Peniculida; Parameciidae. The record is from the annotation of a GenBank genome assembly.